This is a messenger RNA of Mugil cephalus (flathead mullet), 5568 nucleotides long. It is a transcript of the gene sack1gb, whose product is annotated as protein FAM83G. Lineage: Eukaryota; Metazoa; Chordata; Actinopteri; Mugiliformes; Mugilidae. The coding region runs from base 1721 to 4255 and encodes 844 amino acids. The record is from RefSeq and is a predicted model, not a curated record. The transcript is spliced from 5 exons.
UUUUAUUGAUAUUUUAAUUUGAAGUAGAAUUGGAUUACACUGGAUCUUACAGUAGCUAUUUCUUUUUGGAUAAGCUUUACUUUAAGCAUACAUGUAGCUUAUUUAAAGUUUUUCUCCUAACUAAACAAAAGGGUUACAUGUUACAGGAGCUUGGCCAAAAAUUCCCAUCUGAAUGAGUUUUUGAAUUAUUUCAUGCUCUCCAAACUAAGUGUUAUUUGAGAUUAGCUCCAUUCGUGUAGUUUUUGCGUGUCACAAGAGCAAAUUUACUAUUCUGUGAAGAUAAUAGCUAUUACAACACUUCAUCCAAAGUAUAAAAAAUGUAACCUGCUUACAUCACUAUUGGCUACACAUGCUCUAAAGUACAUAAAAACACGUGGGCGUCUGUGUGAAAGACUCCGUGAUGUGAUACUGUCAUGGGACAUCAAAACGGAGAAAAGAAAAUGAAUCUUCAGUGAUUUUGUCCCAAAGCACCACCCACAGCACAUCUGCAUCAUCCAGUCAGUUAGUGAUGCUCCAGUGACUUGUGAGUUAUAAUCCCAUCACAGUUAACUCAAUUGAGAGUAAUCUAAUGUUCAAAGGUCUGUUGGGAGACACGACCACAACAAGGCUGGAUUGUAAAUCUUAAAAUACAAAUUAGUUAUUUCUCACUUUGCUUUAUCAACAGCACAUCCAGAGACACAUCACUAACCCUCUGAGUAUUUAUGAUAUUAAUUAGUAAAUCUCAUAAAGUUAAAGAUGUGAACUAUCCACUAUGUCACAACAAAUACGCGACACAAUGAAGUCCCGUGGUGCCAGUUACACUUAUUAAACUGUCUCGGUUAUUAAACUGUCUUUCGCAAGGGUUGUGAUUUGUGCUGAAAACCCAGAUUUCUCCCCCUCUGUCCAGUCGAGAUGGGUGGAGUUUUAGAGCUUCUCUUUCCCAACCAACUACCGGACACUCCGCCUUUCUGCCCCCGGUAACCGAGCUUCCGUAGACGAGUUCCUGGUCAGACACACGCCGGCAGCUCCACCGCCCUGCCCGCUGGUACUCGACCAACUUUUGUGUUUCUUCCUUUCUCUCGGGAAAAGAAUGCUGAAGAACAAUUUAAAAUAAGCCGACGCCAACUGGGUCAGAGCCGAGACCCCCUUUUGCGCCUCCUUGGUGAGAUUUCACGACUUUUCGUUGCGCUUCGUGUUUGAAGUCAAACAGUUUUUCUCUGAACAUCUGUGAACCGCUGCCUCAGACGCAGGAAAGUGACUCGUCAGCGCAAUAAACGCACUGAGUCACACUCUGUUUCAACAUAUUUAAAGGAGGUUUAAUGAUUCUCUCGACUCCGUGUUCCUCUAAACACUGACUCAUCCGCCCCAGACAGACACCGGGCCGCGGGGCUGGAGCUCCACCAGCUGACCCGGGCCGCCGCCGCCGCUCUCUUGCUCCUGUCAGGUGGAGAAAGGCGUGGCUCUGGGCGUGCGGGCUUUGUUCCACCUGAGUGAGAGUUAUUAGUAACCGGAGACCUGGGGCUGAGCUAGAGCCCGUGUGGAGCAACUCAUAGCGGUUUGUUCCUCUCACAUGAGAAGCUGCCCCGCUUUUUCUUUUUUUCUGAACGGAUCUGUUUUACCGCCUCACGCGCCCGGGUCACGCAGACAUUCAUGAGGAUGGACCGGAAUGAUUGACAACACUUGUCGGGAGUUUUGACCCUAACCAGAGUGGUUCCUGCGCUGCUUACUGAUCGGUGGGACCAUGGCGUUGUCUCAGAUCCAGUGUCUGGACGACCACCACGUCAACUGGCGCGUGAGCGAGAGCAAACCGGAGUUUUUCUACAGCGAGAACCAGCGGCUCGCGAUCGAGGCUCUCAUCGCCAAGGGCCGCGAGGCGUUUACGGACUUCCUCGCCAAGCAUGGCGUACGCGACUUCCUCUCGGAACCGGAGCUGGAGCGCAUCGCCUGCACGGCGGAGGCGUACCGGCCCGGGUACGAGCCCCACCAGAAGCCGGACACUCCGGGCCCGGGGAACGGCGCCCCGAGGUUCGAGGAGGAAGCGGGGGACGGGGAGGUGUCGCUGGAGUACUGGCCUGACCGGUCCGAGGCCUCGGUGGCCGAGCUGGACCUGGGAUGGCCCGAGGCCAUCUCAUACCGAGGGGUGACGCGCGUCACCGUGCACACGCAGCCUCCGACCGAGGGCAACACGCAUAUCAAGGAGGUGGUGCGCAAGAGCAUUGCAUCAGCCCAGAAGGUCAUUGCCGUGGUGAUGGAUGUGUUCACAGACGUGGACAUCUUUCGAGACCUGCUGGACGCGUCCUACAAACGCAAAAUUCCCGUGUACAUAAUCAUCGACAUGGCUGCAGUGCAAAGCUUCCUUUCCAUGUGUGCCAGGGCUGAUAUGCACCGAGGACACCUAAAGAAUCUGCGGGUACGCUGCUGUGGAGGUGUGGAGUUCUUCACGCGGACUGCAAAGAAGGUGCGUGGAUCUCUGAGCCAGAGGUUCCUCCUGGUAGAUGGAGACAGAGCCAUCUCCGGGUCGUACAGUUUCACUUGGUCCUCAUCUCGCUUGGACCGCAACCUCAUCACCGUGGUGACGGGGCAGGCCGUGGAGACCUUCGACGUGCAGUUUCGCGACCUUUACCUCGUGUCCAGAGGCGUGUCUCUUAGCAAGGUUCCCAUCGCAGAUGAACCAAUCCGUGAACCGCUUCCUCAGGCGGCUCCUGCUCCGGUGUCAUCCACGGUUGCUAGGAAGCUCAUCAAUCCCAAGUAUGCUCUUGUUGCUGCGGGGACGCACACAAGCCCCACCUCCUCUGACCAGAACUCCAGCAACAAGAACUCAAACUCCCAGAAUCCCACGGGGUUAAAAAUAUUGAAGGGACGUCAUAAGGAGGUUAUCAAAGUGCCACCCUUACAUCCGGGACUAGCCGAUCUGGAGAAGGCGUACCUGAUCCCGUACCUGCCUACCUGGCCAGAGCCAGACCCGCCAAGUGAUGUAAUUGGCUUCAUCAACAUAAGGGAUGAAAAGAGAGCCAAUCAGGUUCACCUACAGAGGUCAGAGAGGUUUGAGGUUAGUCAAGCUAUACGCUUCAGCUCACCGUUGACGGCACCUGCCAAAACGCCAGAUCAGGAAGCAACGCCUGAAGCAACACAUGAAAAUCCGCCUGGGAAUACAAGCCUGAAUACCUCUGCUCCCAUUAGUCCAGCUCAGAAACAAGUCGAGGUGCAAGCAACUCAGAAUAAAGCCCAGUCUGAUAAAACAGAUUCCCCUCAGCAGCCCAACACAACUCCAGCACAGGACUCAAACAAACCAAAUGCACAGACUUCUCCAUCAGCGUCCAAAGUUGCUGCCGAUUCCCAGCCAACAGAUAACGUCGGACAAACUCCAGAACCCGCUGCACCUCCUGUUCCCAAACGCCGCACGCUGCAAUUAGUCAUAGACGCGGCCCCCUCAGAGCAGCCUGACCAACCCCAGGUCACUCUGAUUAAAAUGGACCAAGUGGAAAGUCUGGAUAACUCAUUGAGCAAAGACGAAGACCAGGAGGAUCUGACCGAAGUCCAUGGCCGCAUACUGGUAAAGGAUGACUCCAGAGACUCUGGCAGCAACGGUGGCGGCAGCCAAGACAGCACCAAGGUCAUGUGUGACCGAGCAGCCGAUGACAACCCUUCAAGUACUUCCACGGUAUCGGAGGAGGAGUUUUACGAUUGUUCCCAGGCUCAGCCAGGAGACCCGUUGACCAAUGGAGUGACGACGGGGUCAGGAAGAGGACAUCGUCAAGGAGAUGGGGUCAACAUGAUGGCCCGCUUCUCUCAAAGCAUGCUGGACCUGCGCGAUCCCAGCCAGUCAGAGGACAGCGCCGCCCUCAUCCGCGAAUCACAGCAGCUGCGCAGAGGGUCCUCCCCACACAGACACAUAGGACUGUUGUUUCAGAGCUCUAGAUCUCCGGGCCGUGAUAUGAGACUGAGGGGGCCUAAAGUAGUCAUCGCUAAACCGGGAAGUUUUCAUCGGCCCACUCGAGCAUCUGGCCCGGUGAUAGGGGGACACCGAUACUGGCAGGGCCAAAUGCUUCAUCCCAACUACGCCGGGUCACAGGAAUUGAGCGCGAAUACCCGCUCCGGGCGGUCUCCACGGCGACACAGCCCAAGCUAUAGGAAGACUUCGUCUCCGCAGCCGCCACCAAACCCGUCAGGGUUACUAGGAGUACCUCUCUCAAAACUCAGCAAUUUUAGAAACUUGAAGGCGAAAGGAGGAGCGUUGCAGAAGAAAGCGUCUCAGAACAAUAAGGCUGACCGGUAGAACUGUGGACCGAGUACAGGUACACAAGGAGGUUUGUUGACGCACUUCCUACUAACUGUAAGUCUGGUGACCGGUGACACUUUGCUGAGGAAUCUUUUCCUACCUGUUUUGGAACCCUGGGGUGAAACAUGCAAGAACUAUUUUGCCUGGAUUUUUUUGUUUUUGUUCUUUGUGAAUGUAGAGAAGUGCCUGACAAUGUAUUUCACAAGCACAUAGAGAACAGCCUGUGAGUAGAUAAAACUCUGAUAGUAAAACAUCAGAUGACAUUUGUGUUUACAAUCAUAUGCAUAAAAAGGACAGCGUGGAUCCUUCCAGUCACUUCAUCAAAGGUGUUGUGUAGAUGAUCAGUCAGAGCAGGUGUGGUGCCAUAUUUGGUCAGCUGUGAUAUUCUUUUCUGCCAACUCAGGCACUUCAGUCUUGUAAAAAAAAAAUCCUUCGAACAAAGGUUUCUAAAUUACCUCAACUGCUUUUAUUCUUUUACUGUAAUGUUUUUCAUUGUCUAGCCUUCACAGAUUCCUGUGACUGGCUUAGUGGUGGUGAGAAGACAGGGCUAUCAUUUUAAAGCUUUAAAAAUAUUUGACAAAUGUCAUUGAUGAUGUAUAUGUGUGUGGAUUUAGCAACAGGAAGCGGUAAAAACACUGACGUGACACCUGAAGUGAACGCUGUAAAUAAAAACACAGAUUGUUGGUGAACUAGCUCUGUUGUUCAGCUAGUUCAGUAGUUGAUUGAUAAUAUAAAAUAUGAAUGUUCAAGAAAAUGUAUCAGACAUCAGGGAAUAAUCCAGUUUAAUGUCUGUUGUAGUGUUUCAGUGUAAUGUGUCUGUGUAUGAGCACAGCGAGGUGUGUUUUAGUUUUUCUUUUCUUGCCUGGUGUACUGCAGAAAAAUGUAACUGACUGUUGAAAGAUGUUUGACGGCCGUAUGUUAAUGGCACUGAAUCAUGGACUGGCUAACAGGGUGGAGCCUGAUCAUCUUCCUUUGCUGAGAUUUAUGGAUGCAGCCAUGUUGGUAGAACAGGGUGUAGUUGGGCGAUAAUAGUGAGAAACAAAACCAACCAAUGAUAUUUAAGAGGUCAUAUCAAAGGAAAGACAACUGUGACGUAAACGUCACAUUCAAUUUUCGUGAACUUCCUGCUCUACUUACAAUGAAUUUUCCCUGUUUGAUAUCAGUACGCUAUUUUUUGUUAAACGUAGAAAAUAAGCAGAUGUCAACAGACCAAUGGUGCUACAUCCUUGAAUUUUAGAAACUAGGUAUAACUGGUACAACUACAAAAUGAGACAUGAUGAAUAAAUAAACUUCAGUAUUGUCACUUGGAA